Conger conger (European conger) is the source of this 1934-nucleotide messenger RNA. RefSeq names its product chemerin chemokine-like receptor 2 (gene cmklr2). Gene Ontology annotation, molecular function: G protein-coupled receptor activity; complement receptor activity. Bases 552 to 1604 code for a protein of 350 amino acids. The record is from RefSeq and is a predicted model, not a curated record. The transcript has 4 exons. Gene Ontology annotation, cellular component: plasma membrane. NCBI's taxonomy places the organism in Eukaryota, Metazoa, Chordata, Actinopteri, Anguilliformes, Congridae. Gene Ontology annotation, biological process: complement receptor mediated signaling pathway; positive regulation of cytosolic calcium ion concentration; phospholipase C-activating G protein-coupled receptor signaling pathway.
GCUAGCUAAAACAAAUAAUACAUUGCAGCCUUCUCACAACACAUCAUCCUAAGAUUUUCUAGAGUCCUGAGUCCAUGGGAUAGAUACAACGUAGAUGUGGUGCAGUUAAAAAAACUAGCAAUAUCGGUCAGGCCCAACGAUCGCCGCCGCUAAAUGGCUAGCUAGCUAGCUAUCUCGCGAAAGUCUGUAAUUAUAGCCACAUUAAUUGAUCUGCAAGAAAGUUAAAUUAUAUGCAAAUACAAACGAACUGGCUAUUACGGAGUGUUGGUGACGAAAAAGAUGGGACUCGCCUACUUCUGAGACGACAAAUUAAAGGGGAAGCACUGCAAUUUAUGUCGGCAAAACAUUUUUUAAAUUGUUGCCCCAGCCGGCGCUGUUUAAGGGGCAGGAAACGCCCAGCAGUGAGUCAGAAUGCGAAGGUUUUAAAAACAGAAGGGACUGGUCUGGUAUGAUGAGAAGAGAGGACCUGGAGCUGCCUACGACUACAAAAAUUCCAAGAACCAAGACACCCUACAGACCUCAGCCAUCCAAACUAGAACAGUUGUGUAAUAAUGGAAGACUGGGAGAAUUACACCUAUGAUUAUUUGGAGUAUGGUGAGAUUGAAGAAGAGGUACAAGGACAUGUCCAGGGAGAACCUUUGCAUAUAAUUUCAGUGGUGAUCUUCUGCAUUUCCUUUGUGCUUGGUGUCAUUGGGAAUGGAAUUGUCAUCUGGGUGACAGCGUUCAAGAGCAAGCGGACAGUGAACAGCAUCUGGCUGCAGAACCUGGCCAUAGCAGACUUUGUGUUUGUGCUCUUUCUCCCCUUCUCCAUUGAUUACGUGCUUCGGGACUUCCACUGGAACUUUGGACUGGUGAUGUGCAAGCUAAACUCCUUCAUACUGAUGGUAAACAUGUAUGCCAGUGUGCUGUUUCUGACAGUGAUCAGUUUGGACCGCUACAUCUCCGUGGUCCAUUUCACUAGGUCUCAGACACUGCGCACAGUGAGGCGAGCUUGGUGCGUAUGCUGUGGCGUGUGGGCUGUGGCUGUUGCCAUCAGCUUCCCCUCCCUGGUAUUCAGGGAUAUCAUACAGUUGCACAAUAAGGUGUUGUGCUUCAGCAACUAUUACGUCCAGGACAGACACAGUGGAGCCAUGCGACACAUGGCUAUGGUAAUUGUCCGGACAGUGGUCGGAUUCCUGCUCCCGUUCAGUGCCAUCAGUGUGAGCAGCAUACUGCUCGCGGUCCGGGUCCGCUACUCCAACUCUGUUCGUCUGCCCAGCUUCUCCAGGACAAUUUCAGCACUUGUUCUGGCCUUCUUUGUAUGCUGGGUGCCCUUUCACAUCUUCAGCCUCAUGGAGCUGUCGAUGCACUACUCACUGCAUUUACACGCUGUGCUAAAAACAGGCUUCCCUCUGGCUACCAGCCUGGCCUUUUUCAACAGCUGUAUAAACCCUUUGCUUUAUGUGCUGUUGGGCAAGAAGGUCCGUCUUCUACUGAAACGGUCCUGCCUGGAGAUCACAAAGAGGUCCUUACGGGAAAUUACCCAGUCCAUCUCUGCCACAGAGUCCCUGUCUGUACAGGCCAUCGGUGCUUUAGAGGAGCCCAUCGCACUGACCACUGUAUGACCGAAACUUGUUUUUUGAAUAAAAUGGCAGUUUGCCACAUCUUAAAUUUUCUAUCAAAUUAUUAUUUAGAUUCAGAUACUAUACACAGAUACUCUGUGAUACAGAUUUAUCUUUGUAUAUAUUAUUGCAUAUACAAUACAUAUAUUAAAAUAUACAUAUGUCUAAUGUAUUUUAACAUGAGAAAUUUGUACACUUUUUAAACUCAAUUAAUUGUAUUUAUCUAUCAAUUAAUAAAUUAUAGCUGUACUGAAUGUCCUAAAGUUAGUUCAACAGUGUAAAAAAAACAAGGCUGAUCCUGAAUAAAAAUCGAAAAUUUGUAUUUUUACAUAA